AUGUACACGAACGACGUGAAUGUUACUUACGCCAAUGCCCUGGAAGAAUACAGAAAAGUUGGAGAUGUGAUCAGCGUGUACAAGAAAUUGUUUGACGAGAUAGACGGAAAUUAUUUAAAUGGCAUCGAGCAUGUCAUCUCCAUCGGACCUGGUCCAGGAACCGCCGACAUUUUAUUCCUUAACAAAACAGCUCCGAACCUUAUGAAAUUCACUGCCGUUGAGAAGGACGCCAGCUGCAUGGAGGCACUGAAAGAGAAUAUUGCAAAAGAAUUUUCAACUAGCGUAACUGUUGACUUGCAUUUGUCAGUGUCCCAACACUGGCAAGGCCCUCGGGAAAAAGCUGAUCUAGUCCUCAUGUUCCACAGCUUGUAUUAUUUCAACGAAGAAGAGCGUAAGGAGAUAUACAAAAAGUGUUUCAACCAUUGGCUGAAACCGAAUGGGAAGCUUUUUGUUUUAUUGCAUAAAGAUUUGUAUGAAGCCACAGACACCUUCUGUUUGAACGAUAUCUUGAGAGAAACAGGCAGAACGCCACACAUCGAGGCAUACACAAUCAAAAAGGAACUCGCCAGUCUUGGAUACGUUGUUGAGAAGGUUUACAACUACGAAUACCGCCAAGACCUGCAGGCCUUGCACGAUAACGUCGUCUCUUUCAUCAUGAUUCACGCCAACCCGCCCUUCGAAGAUGAAGAUGUUGUGAGGAGGGCCAUAAAAAAGUUGAUUGAGGACGGUAACAAGGGUUACACUAGUGGAAACUUAUUCAGCGUUGUUCAGCAACUAUAA
Molecule: messenger RNA, 780 nt
Organism: Helobdella robusta
Lineage: Eukaryota; Metazoa; Annelida; Clitellata; Rhynchobdellida; Glossiphoniidae
Exons: 5
Coding region: 1-780 (259 amino acids)
Source: RefSeq, a predicted model, not a curated record